This is a messenger RNA of Nerophis lumbriciformis (worm pipefish), 1305 nucleotides long. NCBI's taxonomy places the organism in Eukaryota, Metazoa, Chordata, Actinopteri, Syngnathiformes, Syngnathidae. The record is from RefSeq and is a predicted model, not a curated record.
AUGCAAGCAAAGUUCGACUUCCAGGUGUCGUUGAGGAGUGAUGGAGGGGUUCCUGCGAGGUCCCAGCCUGGCUCGAAGAUACUGUUAGGAACUCGCGUGGCUGCAGUUUUUGUGACCCCCAAGAUGCAGGAACCAGGAGGACAAGGAGAAGGUGUGUUUGGUUCCUUGGCUCACUCCAGGUGGUUCCUUGGCUCACUCCAGGUGUAUUUGGUUCCUUGGCUCACUCCAGGAGUGAGAAGAGAAGAUGAUGUUGUCCACACAGCCCAUUGUUGUGUCUGCACACAGUACAAUGUGAGCUGCUCUGCCGUGUACGACCUGGACCCGGUGGAGCUGGAGAGUUCACUGGUGAUCAGAAGGAAGAAGGACACGAAGGACCCGGAUGAGACGCUGCGCAACCUCACGGCCGACUACUCGCACUUCCUUCAGGUCAGAGGCUACGAAGACGUGUGCGCCACCGAGAAGGAGAGACACUUCCACCUGGCGUACUCGCUGGUGGUGCACAAGUAUGCCUGGAUGGUGGAGCGGCUGAUCAGGGCGCUGUACUCGCCGAGUAACGUCUUCUGCAUUCACUACGACCAAAAGUCCCCAGCUGUGUUUAGGUCGGCGAUGGAAGGCAUAGCUCGCUGCUUGCCCAACGUCUUCAUCGCCUCCAAGCGCGAGUACGUCAUUUACGCCGGCUUCACUCGCCUGAAAGCAGACAUCAACUGCCUGUCCGACCUCCUGGAGGUGGACGUCCCCUGGAAGUACGUCAUCAACCUCUGUGGGCAGGACUUCCCCCUGAAGACUAACAUAGAGCUGGUGUCGGAGUUGGCCGGCCUGAACGGCGCCAACAUGCUGGAGACGUGCCGACCCAGCAAGUCCAAGAAGCAGAGGUUCUCCUUGCACUACGAGCAGAAGGACAGGAUGUCGCCAAAGAGAACGAACCUGACCAAGAGCGCCCCGCCUCACGGCAUCGAGAUGUUUACUGGCAGCGCCUACUUCGUGCUCUCACGUGGCUUUGUUGUCUACAUGAACGCCUCCGUCGUGGUCAAAGACUUUCUGGCCUGGUCAGAGGACACGUACUCGCCCGAUGAACACUUCUGGGCAACGCUGGUGAGAAUACCAGGCGCACCAGGUGGGGUGCCUAGGAGCAACCCGGACAUCACCGGCCUGUUGAGCAAGACCCGUAUGGUCAAGUGGAAGUACCAGGAGGAGAACCUCUACCCAGCCUGCACGGGGAAACACGCUCGCAGCAUUUGCAUCCCCCCCGCCCACCUGGUCUACCUGUUCUGUUUUUAUUGUAAAGGACACACCCAUCCAGGUUGA